AAGUACCCUGUAAACAUGCAGUGGUUGGGCCAACCACGGAAAAUUGUCAUAGGAAAAUCGUUGUUGGGCCAUGGUUGGCCCAACUCUAAUUAACAUGUACUAUAAAUGCAGUUGUUGGCCCAACGUCGAACCAACCAUAAGUUAACGCCAGCGACAUUUCUGCAUUGGCCCAAUAACGAUAAAUAUGUACUUUAAAACAGAUGUUGGGCCAACGUUUGACCAACGAUACAUUUUCGUCAAAUAUAUUAAUUACUGCACCUGAACCAAAAUUUAUUUUUUUAAAGACAGAUAUACAUGUAGAUAUUUUACUGUAUAUAAACAGUACAAUACAAUGAGUAAAGACUAAAGUUUAUAAUGUUUUUUUUUGAAGCCAUGUUCAAUAUUGUCACAUUCAAGAAAUACUCAUAUAUUAAAUGAGAAAUGUAAGAAAUAAUUACUUUUUGAUUCUAGAAAUGACCAAAGCCCAGGCUAUGCAGUAGUAGGGGAUAUAUGUAUCAAUAGAUCUAUAGAAAUCUUUAAGAUCUGAUGUAUAAUCUAAAGCAAUUAUACAUGUGCUGGAAUAACCAUAAUAAACCUCCGGAAUCUUCCACUCUGAACUCUAAUUAACCUCUGGUUAUGUUAUCAAUGAAUGAAAAUGGGAUCAUUUUGGCACUACCCAUCCUUUCCCUCGCUUGAUUUCGAAGCUGCGUGGACGUGUUUACAGAUAGAUCUAAAUAAAUUUGUAUUAGACUGCAAUUUCUCAACACUGAAAAAUGUAAGUAGAUCUAGAGUUUUUUACUUUAAUCUUUUAAAUAAACCCUUCUAAUAUAGUAAUGUAUUUCAACCUGUUUUAAAACCUUGUUAUACUAUCCACGUGACCAGGUCAUGUGAUUAAUACAAAAUGGCGGAUUGGUAAAGGAAAAUACUUUGAUGUUUUCAGACAGCAAAUUUAUGUCUAAUUGGAAGAGCAUUGUUCGCCAUGUUAUGUCUCACACCUUGUCUCAGGAAGUUGCCCUAGAAUACAACUGGGUUGGAAAAGGCUCGAAAAGACUAUUCGAAAAACUUAGACUUAAAAAAGUCAUAUUAGAUGCUGUAAGAGGAAGAAGACAGGGGUCUACUAAUAAUGAAAUCGAGAAGGCAAUGAAGGAGUGGCUAAGAUAUGCUAAGGAUAGGGAAGGCGGGCGGAGGAAGAGAUUGACUAAAAAGUUGCAACAACAAAGAGAAGAAAAUGAAAAUGAUAUGUGAACAACAUUUAGUAAUAAAUUGUAGUAAUUAGUAUAUAUUUUGUUCUUUUAUGAAAACAAGGCAUUGGGCCAACAAAGGGCCAAUGUUUAUUGUAGGAAACCAGUCAGUGGGCCAACGGGGGGCCAACAAGAAGAAGGGAAACCAGUUGUUGGGCCAACAGAGGGCCAACGAUAGGAAGGAAAACCAGUCAUUGGGCCAAUGGAGGGCCAACGAUAAGAGUAGGAAAGCAGUCGUUGGGCCAACCAUAUACCAACCGUUGGCCCAACGUUGCCCCAAUUAGCAAAUUGACAUUGGGCCAACGUUGGCAUUAUGUGUUGGGCCAACAAAGCAAAUGUAAUUGGCCCAACGUUGGGCCAACUACUGUCUGCUAUCUGGGUAGAC
Messenger RNA from Ruditapes philippinarum (Manila clam), 1605 nucleotides. RefSeq lists its product as uncharacterized. The coding region runs from base 910 to 1224 and encodes 104 amino acids. NCBI's taxonomy places the organism in Eukaryota, Metazoa, Mollusca, Bivalvia, Venerida, Veneridae. The record is from RefSeq and is a predicted model, not a curated record. The transcript is spliced from 3 exons.